Messenger RNA from Prorocentrum cordatum, 550 nucleotides. The record is from the annotation of a GenBank genome assembly. NCBI's taxonomy places the organism in Eukaryota, Dinophyceae, Prorocentrales, Prorocentraceae.
CUCCCGGGAAGGACGCCACAAGGCGCGUGAUGCGGGCGGCGGGGCUCUUGUCCGACCUGCAGAAGAUCUUCGCGAUCUCCAGGGGCACCGCGGAGGAAUUGUCGCAGGCGGGAAUGCUUGUGAACGAUCAACGGACGACUCUGGCCGGCUUGUCGAACUAUGUCUCCAACGCGAAUGCUCUGACCAGCAGCAUGAAGGACACGGUCCAAGAAGUGGACGUCCUGCUGCAGGACCUCAGCUCGAAGGCGAAGGCAAGCAUGUGCCCAGGCAAUGGCGGCGUUUCAACUGGUUCCUCGGGCGGGCGACGCGAACGUCCUUGGACUGGUGGUGCACGGCGACCGCGCGCGCAGUGGCGCGUCUGGCGCCGUCGGUGGGAUGCCAGCCCUGCAGAUGGACGCCCCUUCCAGCGCGACGCCAGCCUUGACGGCCGCGCCGACUGCGGCCCCUCCGAUUGCGCCUGCAGCGCCGCCCGCGCCGGCAGCAGGGCUGCCGGCGCUCGUGCCUGCGGCCGCGGCGGAAGCAGGCCGCCCGCCGCCCGCGGCAGCAGCAG